This is a messenger RNA of Balaenoptera acutorostrata (minke whale), 1338 nucleotides long. It is a transcript of the gene HMGA1, whose product is annotated as high mobility group AT-hook 1. Lineage: Eukaryota; Metazoa; Chordata; Mammalia; Artiodactyla; Balaenopteridae. The record is from RefSeq and is a predicted model, not a curated record. Gene Ontology annotation, cellular component: chromatin; nucleus. Gene Ontology annotation, molecular function: transcription coregulator activity; DNA binding. Gene Ontology annotation, biological process: regulation of DNA-templated transcription. Bases 280 to 603 code for a protein of 107 amino acids. The transcript is spliced from 6 exons.
CGGGCCCGUCCCCCCUGCCCCUGGGUCGCUCUUUUUAAGCUCCCCUGAGCCGGGGCUGCGCUCCUCUAAUUGGGACUCCGAGCCCGGGCUAUUUCUGGCCCUGGCGCGGCUCCAAGAAGGCAUCCGCAUUUGCUACCAGCGGCGGCGGCGGCGGAGCCAGGCCGGUCCUCAGCGCCCAGCACCGUCGCUCCCGGCAGCCCGGAGCGCGCACCGCAGGCCGGCGGCCGAGCUCGCGCAUCCCAGCCGUCGCUCCUCCACCUGCUCUGCCGACAAGGGAAGAUGAGCGAGUCGAGCUCGAAGUCCAGCCAGCCCUUGGCCUCCAAGCAGGAAAAGGACGGCACUGAGAAGCGAGGGCGGGGCAGGCCGCGCAAGCAGCCUCCGGUGAGUCCCGGGACGGCGCUGGUAGGGAGUCAGAAGGAGCCCAGCGAAGUGCCAACACCUAAGAGACCUCGGGGCCGACCGAAGGGGAGCAAAAACAAGGGCGCUGCCAAGACCCGGAAAACCACCACAACUCCAGGGAGGAAACCAAGGGGCAGACCCAAAAAACUGGAGAAGGAGGAAGAGGAGGGCAUCUCGCAGGAGUCCUCAGAGGAGGAGCAGUGACCGUGCCGUGCCGCCCGCUCCCUCACCGAGGAGCAGUUUCCUUCUGGGACUGGACAGCUCCGCUCCGCUCCCACUGCCCCCACCCCUUCCCCCAGGCUCUCGUGUCACCGCCACCCACCUGCGCCCUCACCACCACACUACACAGCACACCAGCCGUCGCCGCAGGGCCCCCGGGGCCCCGAGUCGGGAGCAGUUUCCUUUGAUUUCAGGUCCCAGCGACCCCUGACCCACGGCGCCUGACUUCCCACUUAGCUGCUCCCGCGCUGCUGCAUCCCCACUCCCUCAGUGUGGGGACCUUGCUGGCUGGGCUCUUGGUUUCGGGGUCCCUUCUAAUCCCCGACUCUUCCCUCUGGCUUCCCAUUAAGGGGCCUGGGAGGGCUCCCCUGGCCUUAAAAAGGGGCCCAAGCCCCAUCUCAUUCUGACAUGCCCCACUCCCACUGUACUAGCGGCAGCAGGUGUGGCCACUGGAGAGGGGUGAUUGGCCCCAGAUGCCCCCAACCAAGCUGUGUCUCACCAGGGGUGGCUCACACCCCCUUUGCUUCCUUCCCACCUUGCCUAGUCCCUGCAGUAGGUUGGGCCGCCCCCUUGGGGGCACAGGAAGGCAGGCAGGAGGGGUUUAAGCCCCCUCCCCCCUCUAAGCAGGCUCCAACCUACCUUGCCCUCACCCCUGGAAUCCAGUGAAGUGAUGAAAAUGCAGAGUCACCUUUAUCCAGGUGAGGCCCAGGAGGCCUGGGC